GCUGCCACUCCAGCUCUGGCUCCUCGCUCUGUGGAGGGGUGGGGACACCAGGCAGCCCUGCUCGAACGAGGGAACGACCGCAGUGCCCACGCGACUUGCUCCGGACAAGCCCAGGCGGGGCCUCACUCACGUCCCACUCUGAGUUCAAAUGUCCUCCACCUGGAACAUACCCAUGUUCGUGUCUGUCCAUGAGGGCUCUGUGCCUACCACGGCCUCUUUCAGCGCUGACAUGCUCAACCUCACCUCGCAAGUGCCUGCUCUUAACGAGGGCAACAGCUGCCACCAGCUGCAAGAGUGGCUCAGCUGGCUCAACACCAUCCAGGCCCCCUUCCUCUGGGUUGUGUUCGUGCUGGCUGCCCUCGAGAACAUCUUUGUCCUCAGUGUCUUCUGCCUGCACAAGAGCAGCUGCUCCGUGGCGGAGAUCUACCUGGGGAACCUGGCCGCGGCAGACCUGGUCUUGGUGUGCGGGCUGCCCUUCUGGACCAUCACCAUCGCCAACAACUUCGACUGGAUCUUUGGGGAGGUGCUGUGCCGGGUGGUGAACGCCAUGAUCUACAUGAAUCUGUACAGCAGCAUCUGCUUCCUGAUGCUGGUGAGCAUCGACCGCUACCUGGCUCUGGUGAAAACCAUGUCCAUGGGCCGGAUGCGCGGGGUGCGCUGGGCCAAACUCUACAGCCUGGUAAUCUGGGGGUGCACGUUGCUCCUAAGCUCACCUAUGCUGGUGUUCCGGACUAUGAAGGAUUACAGAGACGAGGGCUACAACGUCACCGCCUGCAUCAUCAGCUACCCGUCCCGCACCUGGGUGGUGUUCACCAACAUCCUGCUGAACACCGUGGGCUUCCUGCUGCCUCUGAGCAUCAUCACCUUCUGCACCGUGCAGAUCAUGCAGGUGCUGCGGAACAACGAGAUGCAGAAGUUCAAGGAGAUCCAGACGGAGAGGAGGGCCAUGGUGCUGGUGCUGGCCGUGCUGCUGCUGUUCGUCAUCUGCUGGCUGCCGUUCCAGAUCAGCACCUUCCUGGACACGCUGCUGCGCCUCCGUGUCCUCUCCAGCUGCUGGGACGAGCACAUCAUCGACAUCCUCACGCAGGUCAGCUCCUACAUGGCCUAUAGCAACAGCUGCCUCAACCCGCUGGUGUACGUGAUCGUGGGCAAGCGCUUCCGGAAGAAGUCUCGGGAGGUGUACUGCGGACUGUGCCAGAAGUGGGGCUGCAGGUCAGAACCCACCCAGAUAGAGAACUCCAUGGGCACGCUGCGCACCUCCGUCUCCGUGGAGCGCCAGAUCCACAAACUUCAGGACGGGGCGGGGAGCAGGCCGUGAGCUGACGCCACCAGGGCUACUGUUCAUUCGUGUGAGGACUGACAGACAGUGGCUGUUCAGCGUGGGCCAGGAAGGCAGAGAAAGCAUCCCGUGCAUGACCUUGGGCAAUGAGUCGGUGUCUCCAGAAAACACAGGAGAGGAAUUCCUGUCCUGCCCAAUUGCAGUAAGCAGGGCUAUGAGGAUGUGGUGGCCUCGUGCACAAACACGACGGCAUUAUCAUUCCCAUUUGCUGCCACACUGGACCCAGCCUGCUGCUCCCCGGGAGUGGAGGGGGCCAGGGGCCUGGGGGCAGGGACAGGAAUGUCUGAGCUUCCCUCGCUGCCCCCGUAAGACUGCUCGGAUCCCCAGGAGAACUGCCGCCCCAGCUUCGGUGCGGUGGCCGAGUGCACAGGCGCGGCCUGGCUGAGUUACUGCCCUGGGUCUCUUUAAUCCACCCAGCUCGGACUUUGUAUUAAUGAAGGUUAAACUCUGAAGAAUCCCUGGUAAGAACCUGGAGACAGGAUUCUGUGGGUCUCCUCACCAGUGGACAAGGUGGUCUGUGCAAGCGAAGAACCCAAUAAGCACUUAUAGAGCACUUUCUGUAUACGCAGCAUUGAAUGCCUUAGGCAAGAGGGAAGAAAGAGAAGACAGUCUCUGUCUUCAAGGAACUAGAAAACCAGUGUGGGGAUGACUGGGCUCUGGAGCCACCAGCAGGCUGUUCUAUCACGUGUCAACCAAGGCAUAUGGGCGGUACAGAGAGCAGAGGGGCCAAGGAGCCCACGGUCCCAGCGCAGCUGAUAGCUACUUGCACAAUCACCUCGUCCCUUCCUCAGUUUCCCCUUCUGUAACAUGAGGUGGUUGUGAGGAUUAAAAGAAGCUAUAGGCAUAAAAGUACUUAGAAAAUCGAAAGGUGCUGUGUAAAUGUGAGGCAUUAUGAUGCACAUGGAACUGGGAUAAAUGUAUUAUAAGGAAAAGACACUGAGGUUUAGAAACAGCUCUGCAGAGGAGAAUCAGUGCUGGACGCCGGUGGUGGUGUGAAGCUUCUGUCCCCAACGCCCCGGCUGUGGCCUGGUGCGGUCCCCGGCCUGUUAGAAGACAGGCGCCGUUCACUGCCUGAGCUCCGCGCCACCUUCCCCCAACCCAAGACACCCCACCCGACCCGGGUCCACGGAAAAAUUGUCUUCCAUGACACUGGUCCCUGGUGCCAAAAAGGUUUGGGGACCGCUGGACUGUAAAGCGCCUGUCUGUGUCUGGCACACAGCAGGUGCUCAAUUCCGUAGCCCCCUCCCGCCUUCCCUUCCCGUCACCCUGAGCCCCUGCCCGCACGCGCACGCAGGCGCUGGGGAGAAGGCCCCCUGCACCGUCUGCUGUGUGAUGACACGGAGGGAUUUCUGACCAGACUGCUCGGGAUUGCUCCUGUCUCAGCGGCCAAGGGGCCAGUCAAUGGUUUGAGGGUGGCCCAGUGUGACCCCAAGAAGAGUGAGUAGGAAGCAGUGGGGGUUACCUAAAGGCGAGGCCGGUGUCUGGGCUGGGUAGUCUGAGCGCAGGCACACGCGACCUUGACAAAGGGCUCUGGGGACAAGGCCCCCACACGAUGAGCAUGACCGGGCUAAACAGAGACCCCCAAGCGGCUGCCCAGCCAUCCAUUUCCCACCGAACCCACCACGGGGUGGGCACGGCUCCGCGCGGCUCUGCCCCGGGCCAGGUGUCCUGCUGGACCAGCGUGCUUGGCCUUGCCCCAAGCCCCAGCUCCUCCCUGGGGAAUUUCUUCCUUCUUCUACUCGUCUCUAUAAACUGCCUGCUGCGGCCAGCGCUGUGCCAAGCCCCGCGGGGCGGUGCAGAGGCACGUACCACCCAAGCCGCUUAGAACAAGGUCGCUGGGGGGCAUCCCACGCGGCAGCGCCCGGCGGCACCGCUCACUCGGUGAGUGAGUAUUCAUUAGCUGCCUGGCUCUCUCCGGAGAGGCUGCACCCUGGAGGGCGAGGGGGAUUUGGAUGGCUAAGAGCCCAUACGCCCUGACCCAUCCAACUCUGAAUUUUAAAACAAAAAGAGUCAAAGGAUUCCCUCCCCACCGUACCCUUUUUCCCCCACCAGCCACAUCCCUCUGCCCUGAUUCGCGGACACACUUGUAGCUGGAGAGAGAAGACAGAAUAUUUAGUACUAGGUUGAAGCCAAGCGAUGUCCACAUCGUGAACGAAAGACAGGAGGCUGCUGUGUGGCACUGGCAGUCGUUCAAGGGCGGAGCGGGGUGGUCUGAGGGUCUCCCAGGAGCAGAGCUACCCUCUGGUGGUCACGUGGGGUCCGCGAGUGGUCUGAGGUGCAACUGAGUCUGCAGGAGGGGAGCCCUGUGCUGUGCUGAUGCCCUGACAAAGGGCGUGGUCCUGUGACAGACCCCAAGAGCUGUUACAUUUAUAACAAAUGAGAAAAUGGAUGAACCGUGAAAACGUGUCUUUUCUGUACGGCAUAAUAAAUGGAUGAGGAGUUUUUGCA
This is a messenger RNA of Lemur catta (Ring-tailed lemur), 3787 nucleotides long. It is a transcript of the gene BDKRB2, whose product is annotated as bradykinin receptor B2. Bases 149 to 1318 code for a protein of 389 amino acids. The transcript is spliced from 3 exons. Gene Ontology annotation, biological process: immune response; smooth muscle contraction; vasoconstriction. Gene Ontology annotation, cellular component: membrane. Gene Ontology annotation, molecular function: bradykinin receptor activity. The record is from RefSeq and is a predicted model, not a curated record. NCBI's taxonomy places the organism in Eukaryota, Metazoa, Chordata, Mammalia, Primates, Lemuridae.